UGAACUUCGGUGAAGCAACCUCUGAGGUUUAUCCACUAUGAUCACCACGAUUGAUCCUGCAAAGAUCGGUCAAGCAGCACCUAGGCGUCAACAUAAACGCAGUGCCACAGGAUAUUUACCGGCGACGCUCAAGGAUGGCAAAGAAAUCUGGCCAAGGGGUGACGAGAAGACUUGGAAAGCCGGUAUGAGGGGUAUCCCUAAUACCGUAUCGGACAUCACCAACGCCAUUGUUUACCAUGUUCAGUCCACCCUGGCUCGACAGGCAUAUAACCUCGAUAAUCUGGGGGCGUAUCAAGCUGUCGCCCUUUCUGUUAGGGACGAUUUAAUCGUGAAGUGGAAUGAAACACAGAUGCAGUACACCAGGAAACAACCUAAGAGAGCGUAUUAUCUUUCUCUGGAGUUUCUCAUGGGCAGAACUCUUGACAACGCCUUGCUGAAUCUGGGUUUGAAGCAGCAGUAUAAGGCUGCUACUCAUAAGCUGGGCUUUAACUUGGAAGACCUCAUUGAUGCUGAGAGAGAUGCUGCCCUUGGCAAUGGCGGCCUAGGCCGCUUGGCCGCGUGUUAUCUCGAUUCCGGUGCCACCAUGGAGCUGCCGUUGUGGGGGUAUGGGCUGAGGUAUCACUAUGGCCUCUUCGCUCAGCAUAUCGCCCCGGAUGGUUCCCAGCUGGAGGCUCCGGACCCUUGGCUGGAUACUGACAACCCUUGGGAAAUCCCCCGCCAAGAUGUCACGUACGAUGUCCGCUUCUAUGGGCACGCCGAGCGCAUUGGAAACGGCAAGGCUGUGUGGACUGGCGGUCAGGAGGUACUGGCAGUAGCGUAUGACGUACCUAUCCCUGGAUAUUCCACAAACACUGUGAAUAACCUCCGCCUAUGGGACGCUAAACCAAAGAGGGGAUUCGACCUCAACAGUUUCAAUGCUGGUGACUAUGAUCGUGCUAUUCAAGAGAAUAGCAGCGCGGAGACUUUAACUCGCGUCUUAUAUCCUAAUGAUAAUCACAUGCUCGGCAAGGAGCUGCGUCUGAAGCAGCAAGCAUUUUGGUGCGCAGCGAGUCUGUCCGAUAUCAUUCGGCGCUUCAAGCAGGUGGAAAAGCCCUGGUCGGAGUUCCCUGAGUAUGUGUCAAUCCAACUGAACGAUACACACCCUACCAUCGCUAUCCCCGAGCUGAUGCGCAUGCUCGUUGAUGAGGAAGAUGUUCCGUGGGGCGACGCGUGGGCAAUCACGACGAAGACUUUCUUCUAUACCAAUCACACGGUCCUGCCUGAGGCCCUCGAGAAAUGGCCGGUACCCCUCAUGGAACAUGUCCUGCCCAGGCAUCUGCAAAUUAUUUAUGAUAUCAAUAUGGCCUUUCUUCAAGCUGUGGAGCGUAAGUGGCCCAAUGAUCGUGAACGUCUAGCUCGCAUGUCACUCAUUCAAGAGGGUGAACCGAAGUAUGUUAGAAUGGCAUUCUUAGCCACGAUUGGUUCUGCUAAAGUGAAUGGCGUCGCGGAGCUCCACAGUCAUCUUGUUCGUGAAACUAUUCUGCGAGACUUUGUCGACUUCUUUGGCAAGAGCAAGUUUGCUAAUGUCACAAAUGGCGUCACACCUCGCCGCUGGUUGGAUCAAUGCAACCCGGGUCUCAGCAACCUCAUCACGGAUGCCAUCCAGAAGCCGAAAGCAGUCUGGUUGAAGGAUCUGACCUUGCUGAAGGCUUUGGAGCCAUUUGCCGAAGACUCUGUUUUCCUCAAAAAAUGGGCACUGAUCAAGCAUAACAACAAGAAGCAUCUGGCUGACUAUAUCAAGACACAUCUGGGCAUAACUGUAAACCCUCAAUCCCUUUUCGAUAUCCAGAUCAAACGCAUUCAUGAGUAUAAGCGGCAAAGCCUCAAUCUUCUUGGGGUGAUCCAUAGAUACUUGACACUCAAGGCAAUGACCUCGACGGAGCGCAAGAAGGUUAACCCUCGUGUCGUAAUCUUCGGCGGCAAAGCAGCACCUGGUUACUUCAUGGCCAAACUUCUGAUUCGUCUCAUUGUCAACACGGCUAGAACCAUCAACGCUGACGCGGACAUGAAGGACAUUCUCACCGUUGUUUUUGUGCCAGACUAUUCUGUGUCACUGGCGGAGAUUCUCAUCCCUGCCUCUGACAUCAGUCAGCAUAUAUCAACGGCUGGCACUGAAGCGUCCGGCACGUCAAACAUGAAGUUCUGUCUUAACGGUGGUUUGCUUCUUGGGACUGUGGAUGGGGCUAACAUCGAAAUUGCUGAAGAAGUAGACUCCAAUAAUGUGUUCUUUUUUGGACACCUCACCGACGCAGUUGAGGAUCUGCGCCAUCAGCACAAGUAUCAUCCCAUUCCUGUAGAGGAACGCUCUCCGGCACUGGCAGCUGUCUUGAAGGAAAUUGAAGAGGGCCGUUUUGGCGAUCCGACGAUCUAUCAACCUUUCGUGGACACCAUUCGCCUUAGCGACUAUUACCUUGUCACCGAUGACUUUGAUUCGUACGUAGAGGCAAACAAGAUGGUGGACGAUGCCUAUGUCAAAGAUCCUGAAGAAUGGACGAAGAAAACUAUCCUAACAGUGUCCAGGAUGGGCAAAUUCAGUUCUGAUCGCGCCAUCAUGACUUACGCGGAAGAGUUCUGGAAUAUAGAGCAAUUCGCGAUCAAAUUUUGACCAAAACAGCACUGUUGCCGUUUCAGCUAGAAGCUCGAGACAAGGCCUGUACAUAAUGCGUUCAAUCAAGCAGAUUAUCACUUGACCUAGAGAGAGACCUUGUGGUUGGCAGCAGCAACAUGCAUUACAAGGCGAUAUUCUAAUGAGAUGGAAGACCUCACAAGCGAUCCGAGUCAGCUGCUAUUAUUCUCAG
Messenger RNA from Dacryopinax primogenitus, 2837 nucleotides. RefSeq names its product glycosyltransferase family 35 protein. Gene Ontology annotation, molecular function: pyridoxal phosphate binding; glycogen phosphorylase activity. Gene Ontology annotation, biological process: glycogen catabolic process. The record is from RefSeq and is a predicted model, not a curated record. Lineage: Eukaryota; Fungi; Basidiomycota; Dacrymycetes; Dacrymycetales; Dacrymycetaceae. Bases 38 to 2644 code for a protein of 868 amino acids. The transcript has 34 exons. Gene Ontology annotation, cellular component: cytoplasm.